Molecule: messenger RNA, 729 nt
Organism: Lathyrus oleraceus (garden pea)
Lineage: Eukaryota; Viridiplantae; Streptophyta; Magnoliopsida; Fabales; Fabaceae
Exons: 3
Coding region: 1-729 (242 amino acids)
Source: RefSeq, a predicted model, not a curated record
AUGGAUCUUAUUCAAGAGGCUGGUUUAAUGAAGACUGUGACUCAGUUUUCAAAGUACUAUGAGAUGUUGGUAAAGGAAUUUAUUGUUAAUUUGUCUGAAGAAUGUGCUGAUGGCAAGUCUAAGGAAUUCAAGAAAGUGUAUGUGAGAGGCAAGUGUGUAAAAUUCUCUCCUUCAGUGAUCAACAAGUAUUUGGGAAGGCCUGAUGAAGCUCAACCUGAGCUUGAGGUAAGGAAGUGGCCUCUCAAAGGAAAAUUGGUGGCAAGUAAACUGAGUGUCAGGUAUGCAAUGCUGUACAAGAUUGGAGCUGCUAACUGGGUGCCCACCAAUCAUAAAUCUACAGUUGCUCAUGCAGAAAGCUUCAGUGUGAAGGGUCCUAUAGCCUUUCCUUCUCUCAUCUGUGGUAUUGUUUUGAAUCAGUUUCCAAACAUCUUAAUUGAGAAUGAUUUUGUGAAGAAAAGAGAUAGGCCUAUGUCUUUCAAUCAUAAGUUGUUCCUAGGUACCCAUGUCCCUGACAUUGUCAUGACAUCAGGUGAGACAUCACGUGUAAGCAAUCAGCCAGGUAAAGCUGUUGUCAUUGGAAUGCUCAAAGAAACCUGCAGGGAAUUAGAGGCAAGGAAGCUGAACUUGGAAAAAUUGAUUAGCUCUUUGGAGAUGACUGAAGGUGAUGUGCUAGCUGAUGGUGGAGAAUUUGGUGAAGCUGCUGCUGUUGCAGAAGAAGCUGAAAGAUAA